This is a messenger RNA of Clonostachys solani, 1161 nucleotides long. Lineage: Eukaryota; Fungi; Ascomycota; Sordariomycetes; Hypocreales; Bionectriaceae. The record is from the annotation of a GenBank genome assembly.
AUGUCCAAUGGCGUGAGAGCUGGUCAUGUUUCCGGUGCAGGAAAAGUCUUCCGCGUGCAAGGCAUCCCGCUUGACUGGAAUGUUGAUCGCUUGGGAUCUGUUCUUGAAUCGGAGGGUGACUUCUUGUCUCCAAGCGUCCGGUCUCUGGCAAUUGAGAUCCACGGUCGCUGGAACACGGCUACCGUAUCGUUCAUUGGGGUGCCACAACCAAUAAAAAGCCGAAUUGCUUUGCCAACAACUGCAGACCAAGCUGACCGCUUAUGGCUAACGCUUGAUGAUCACUUCCAUGGCAUCACGACAUUAUAUGCGCCAGAGGAAUACCAAAUCAAUCUUAUUUCACUGUCCGGCCUUGGAGGGCACGCCUUCGGCUCGUUCAAGGAAAGAGGGGGUGAGCAUAUGUGGUUGCGAGAUUCUCUCCCCCACCAUCUCGUCGGCCAAAAUGAAGAACCACUUGCCCGAAUUAUGAUAUACGGUUAUGAAUCAAGUGUACCGAAAAGUCAAAGUUUUCAGAAUAUUACAGAUCUCGCUACCACGUUCCGAUCGAGUCUGCUAGCACUGGCUACCGAGAAAAAUAUACUGCCUAUUGUGUUUAUCGCCCACAGUCUAGGCGGCUUGCUCGCUAAAGAGUUACUUGUGUUAGUGUCGCAAUCUGAAAAUGCCGACGAAUUCAGAAUUUUCCAGGCAGUGUUCGGCUUGGUCUUCUUCGGAGUCCCACACGGCGGGAUGGAUAUUCAGUCACUUGUUCCAAUGGCUGGCGAUGGGCCAAACCGACCGUUGAUCGACUCACUCGGGAUCACCAAUCCCAAGACUCGAGAGAAGCGGGAGGAAGCCUUCUUCAAGGCUCUUGGAAAACGUGAAAUCAUAGGUUUCUACGAGACGCUCAUGUCACCAACGGCCCAACAAGAUGACAGUGGCCGAUGGAAGAUGGACGGUCCCCCGACAGUGCUGGUGACCAAGGAAUCGGCUACCCAUCGUCGACAUUGGGCCCCGGGACCAGAACAGCUCUGUGCCAUCAAUCGAAAUCAUUCGGAGAUGGUCAAGUUUCGCCCACAUGAUAGCGACUAUGAGAAUGCACUCCAACUGAUCAAGGGCAUUGCACAGAGGGCAAUCUCUGUCAGCCAGCAGUUCUCGCAAGCCGGAAACAUAGCACUUGGUGUGUAA